AUGCCAGCCAUCGGAAUUGAUCUGGGCACGACGUACUCGUGCGUCGGCGUGUUCCAGCACGGCAAGGUUGAGAUUAUCGCCAACGACCAGGGCAACCGCACCACGCCCAGCUAUGUUGCCUUCACGGACUCUGAGCGCCUGAUUGGCGACCCGGCCAAGAACCAGGUGGCCAUGAACCCAAGCAACACCGUCUUCGACGCCAAGCGCCUCAUCGGCCGCAAGUUCAACGAGACCGCCGUGCAGAGCGACAUGAAGCACUGGCCCUUCACCGUCGUCGAGGUCGACGGCCGCCCCAAGAUCCAGGUCGAGUACAUGGGCGAGACAAAGCAGUUCUUCCCCGAGGAGAUCUCCUCCAUGGUCCUCGUCAAGAUGAGGGAGAUUGCCGAGGCCUACCUCGGCUCCGAGGUCAAGGACGCCGUCGUCACCGUCCCCGCCUACUUCAACGACUCCCAGCGCCAGGCCACCAAGGACGCAGGCACCAUUGCCGGCCUCAACGUCCUCCGCAUCAUCAACGAGCCCACGGCCGCCGCCAUCGCCUACGGCCUCGACAAGAAGGGCCAGGCUGAGGCCCACGUCCUCAUCUUCGAUCUCGGUGGUGGCACCUUCGAUGUGUCCGUCCUGUCCAUCGACGACGGCAUCUUCGAGGUCAAGUCCACUGCCGGUGACACCCACCUUGGCGGCGAGGACUUUGACAACCGCAUGGUCAACCACUUUGACCUGUGCGCCGACCUCUUCCGCGGCACCCUCGACCCCGUCGAGAAGGCUCUGCGCGACGCCAAGCUCGGCAAGGGCGAGAUUGACGAGGUCGUCCUCGUUGGCGGCUCCACCCGCAUCCCCAAGAUCCAGAAGCUGCUGCAGGACUUCUUCAACGGCAAGGACCUGAACAAGAGCAUCAACCCCGACGAGGCCGUCGCCUACGGUGCCGCCGUCCAGGCCGCCAUCCUCUCCGGCGACAAGUCCGAGGAGGUGCAGGACCUCCUCCUGCUCGAUGUCGCCCCGCUCUCCCUUGGUCUGGAGACGGCCGGCGGUGUCAUGACGUCGCUCAUCAAGCGCAACACCACCAUCCCCACCAAGACCUCCCAGACCUUCACCACCUACUCCGACAACCAGCCCGGUGUGCUGAUCCAGGUGUACGAGGGCGAGCGCUCCAUGACCAAGGACAACAACCUCCUCGGCAAGUUUGAGCUGUCCGGUAUUGCCCCCGCCCCACGCGGUGUGCCCCAGAUUGAGGUCACCUUCGACAUUGACGCCAACGGCAUCCUGAACGUGUCUGCGCAGGACAAGGCCUCUGGCAAGUCGAACAAGAUCACCAUCACCAACGACAAGGGCCGCCUGUCCAAGGACGACAUUGAGCGCAUGGUGCAGGAGGCCGAGAAGUACAAGGCCCAGGAUGAGGCCAUGAAGGAGAAGGUCAACGCCAAGAACGGCCUCGAGUCUUACGCCUUCAACCUCAAGUCCACCGUCGACGACGAGAAGUUCAAGGACAAGAUCAGCGACGACGACAAGAACACCAUCAAGGCCAAGUGCGACGAGGUCCUCGCCUGGCUCGACUCCAACCCGUCUGCGGAGAAGGACGAGAUUGACCACCAGCAGAAGGAGCUCGAGGGCGUUGCCAACCCCAUCAUGAGCAAGCUGUAUGCCGAGGGUGGCGUGCCCGGCGGUAUGCCCGGUGGCAUGCCCAACCAGGGUGGCCCCGCCCCGUCCACCGACGAGACGACUGGCCCCACCAUCGACGAGGUCGACUAA
This is a messenger RNA of Salpingoeca rosetta, 1746 nucleotides long. Its product is annotated as Hsc70-4. The record is from RefSeq and is a predicted model, not a curated record. Gene Ontology annotation, molecular function: ATP binding; heat shock protein binding; ATP hydrolysis activity. Gene Ontology annotation, biological process: vesicle-mediated transport; protein refolding; cellular response to unfolded protein. Lineage: Eukaryota; Choanoflagellata; Craspedida; Salpingoecidae. The transcript is spliced from 2 exons. Gene Ontology annotation, cellular component: plasma membrane; cytosol; nucleus. The coding region runs from base 1 to 1746 and encodes 581 amino acids.